Messenger RNA from Rana temporaria (common frog), 3831 nucleotides. RefSeq names its product forkhead box K2 (gene FOXK2). Gene Ontology annotation, molecular function: DNA-binding transcription factor activity, RNA polymerase II-specific; RNA polymerase II cis-regulatory region sequence-specific DNA binding; protein binding. Gene Ontology annotation, biological process: regulation of transcription by RNA polymerase II. The record is from RefSeq and is a predicted model, not a curated record. Bases 90 to 2024 code for a protein of 644 amino acids. NCBI's taxonomy places the organism in Eukaryota, Metazoa, Chordata, Amphibia, Anura, Ranidae. The transcript is spliced from 10 exons.
GAAGGUUAGGCUGCGCCCUCCCUCCCCCUCCUUCUUUCCUUUUCUGUCGCUGGCCGCCGCCGCCGGUGCCCGGAGUCACCUGAGAGAAGAUGGCGGCGGUGGUGGCCCGGCUGGAGGGCCGGGAGUUCGAGUACCUGAUGAAGAAGCGCUCGGUGACCAUAGGCCGCAACUCGUCGCAGGGCUCGGUGGAUGUCAGCAUGGGCCACUCCAGCUUCAUCUCCCGCCGCCACCUGGAGAUCUUCACCGCCGGAGACGAGCAGGACGCCGAGUUCUACCUGCGCUGCCUGGGCAAGAACGGGGUGUUCGUGGACGGUGUCUUCCAGAGACGGGGGGCCCCGCCGCUGCCCCUCCCCCGAGUAUGCACCUUCAGGUUUCCCAGCACAAAUAUCAAGAUCACAUUCACUGCGCUCUCACGUGACAAGAAAGAGAAGCAGGAAGCCCCCGAGUCCCCCAUCAAACCAGUGCAGCCGCAGAUCUCCCCCCUGACCAUAAACAUUCCAGAGAACAUAGCUCACCUAAUCAGCCCCCUGCCUUCCCCGACCGGAACCAUAAGCGCUGCAAACUCUUGCCCCUCUAGCCCCCGGGGGGCCGGCUCAUCUGGGUAUAAAAUGGGUCGUGUUAUACCCGCUGACCUGAUCUCCGACAAUUCCCACUUGGAGAACGACAAAGAAGCUUCAGGCGGAGACAGUCCCAAGGAUGACUCCAAGCCCCCGUACUCUUAUGCACAGCUAAUAGUACAAGCAAUCACCAUGGCCCCAGACAAGCAGCUCACCUUAAAUGGAAUUUACACGCACAUAACGAAAAACUACCCCUACUAUAGAACAGCGGACAAAGGCUGGCAGAAUUCUAUCCGUCACAACCUUUCUCUCAACCGGUAUUUUAUCAAAGUCCCGCGAUCCCAGGAGGAGCCCGGCAAAGGAUCCUUCUGGAGGAUAGACCCAGCGUCCGAGAGCAAACUUAUAGAGCAAGCUUUUAGAAAACGAAGGCCCCGGGGUGUGCCGUGUUUCAGGACGCCCUUAGGACCCCUUUCCUCAAGGAGUGCGCCAGCAUCUCCCAACCACUCCGGGGUUUUGUCGGCACACUCGAGUGGAGUCCAGACCCCGGAGAGCCUGUCCAGGGAAGGCUCGCCAGUUCCGAUGGACCCGGAGCCAAGCGCCAUCCAGCCAAAGCUUGCCGUGAUCCAGGAAGCGCGGUUUGCACAGAGCGCCCCAGGAUCCCCCCUUUCCGGCCAAUCAGUCCUCAUCACUGUGCAGCGGCAGCUCCCCCAGACGAUAAAACCAAUGACGUACACAGUGGCCACCCCUGUUACCACCUCCCAGCAACAGCAGACCCUCAUGCAGACUGUGCACGUGGUCCACCAGAUCCCUGCAGUGUCAGUUACCAAUGUUUCGGGCCUGACCCCCGUCAACACCUACACGGUUGCGGGACAGGCGAUGGUAGCCCAGGCCACAAUGGUAGCCCAGCCUAAACUAGAGCCACACGAGAACGGAGACCACAAGGAGAUGAAAGGUAGAGACGCUCACCCUCCACUGUCUAUCUACUUCCCCUCAGUAAAAGUAGAAGCAAUUCCUGCGAUCAACCACCAAGCGCUCAACACAGCCAGCCGAAUUAUCCAGACCUCAUCGUCUGCCCCCCUCCAGACGGUUACUAUAGUGCAGCAAGCCCCUCUAGGUCAACACCAGCUCCCCAUCAAAGCCGUCACACAGAACGGGACACACAUGGUGCCCAUCACCACUGCCAUACAAGGACAGGUCACUACAGCAAACUCGAGUUCCCACCUGAUUGACAGAGCUUGGCAGUGGAGAGGAAAUGGAAGCCGAGCUGCAGCCAGCCCCCUCCACCUGUUGGCCACGCACGCCUCUGCGUCAGCCUCACUCCCGACCAAGAGGCAGAUCGGAGACCAGAACGACCAGCUGGACAUCAAGAAACACAAGAGCGAGGAAACGGAAGGUUUAGGCGUGGCGGAGAACGCCCAGACGGAAGGAACCGCGGCAGCGUCCAACGACCAUGACAACCAAAAAUAGGAACCGCGCACAUUCUUUUUCUUUUCUUCUUCACUCCUUUUUUUUUUUUUUUUUUCUUCCACUUUGUUCCGGAAAGAAGAUGCCACCCCCACCUUUUACAGAUUUACAGCGUCAGAGGUGCCAAAAAUGAAUGCGCUCUCUCAUCGUACGCACCGGGGCGCGCGGGGGGGGGGACGGGACGUGGUAAAAAAUGAUGUUCCGAAUCAGCACUGAAUCCACAUGGGCAGCCAUAGAAAACCUCAAACACCGGAGAAAUAUUUCUGAUAUUACUCGGCUGCCUCUCCCCCCGCCCCCCCUGCCCAAAGUACACACAGGAUGUAUGGACAUGCGCAAAAAGCUGACAAGCUUUAAAUUAUUAUCCCCCCCCCCCCUUUUUUUUUCUUUUUAAGUCCUGUACUGAGCACAUUAUUGUGGCAAGCAUGGUAAUGGCUUGAUGUGGUCUGGAUCUGACAAGUGAUGGAUUGUAUAUUCCUCUUCCGAGGGGUGUGUACCGUGUACCUACCGGCAGCUAAGUCCUCCACCCCUCCCCCUUUGCAGAACGCCCUGGACGGGUCUCCUCGGCGGAAGGGUCAGGCGUUACAGCGAACUUCUCUAGCAGUAUUUUUUUUUUUUUUGCUGUACACGGGACUGUUUUUUCAUUUUUUUCCAGCAGAUCAGGAUAAUGGGUCAUACAUUUCAUAUAUUCCAGCCACUCCAAUGUCAACAUUUUCUGUUGCUUUUUAGUAUAAUCAAUUUUUUUUUCUUUUUUUUUUCUUCUGCAAAAUGAAUGUAGGUGUUUUUUGUUUUUUUUGUUUGUUUUUUUUUAGAUUUCCUCCGUCACAUAUUGGAUAUUUUAUCUGGAAAGAAAAAAAAACUUUAAUUUUCCAAUAUUUUGCCCUUCUAUUUUAGUCUGAAUUUUUCAGAUCUUUUUUUUUUUUUUUUUUCCCAUGUUUGGUGAUUUUUUUUUUUUUUUUUUUUGCAUGUUUAUUGGAGGAAGAAAAGAAAAAGAAGAAAAUUUAAAACCAUCCGAAAACCUAAAGAGACAUUUUAACAAAUUGUAAAGAGACUGCUAUUGAUUUUUGAUCAGAGCUGCACUUAACCCUUUGUCCCCUUCUGUUCUGUGUCCCGUCCUAAUUUUACCAUCUCACUUUCCCCUCCCCCCCCCUCUCACCCGCCCCGGUCCCACCCCCUCCUUCCUUACUUCUAAAGGUUAUAAAAAAAAUGAGAAAAAAAAACCAUAAAAAUUAUCUUGCUUAAUAUUGUGUAUGUUAUGGCAAAGGCUGCUGUUAAAAAGUCCCACUUAGGAAAAAAAGAGAAAAAGAUCCGAAAGGCAAGAAGGAAAUGAUAAAAAAACAAAAUAAACAAAAAAAAAAAUAGUAAAAGAAAAAUGUGUCAAGGGUAACUUUUCAUCCAACCGCCGAAUCCGAAUGUGAGCGGCAGAACUUAUUUGGUUUCCGUUAUGUUUUUUGUUUUGUUUUAUUUCUGGCAAAAUCCACUUGUAACAAUAAUUUUCUUCCUUUUAUUUUUUAUUUUUUUUUUAAGUUCACCGUUAUGCAGAAAAUUUUCUUGGGCCUAGCGUAGUUUUUAUAUUUGUUUCUCAGUUCUCCAUUGUGGCUUUUUUUUUUUUAUCCUGGUUCCGUUUUUUCAUUAUUCAAAAUGUCCGGCCUUCCCUGAAAAAAUGGCGUUUGGAUAAUGCAAGGUGACAUUUAUUUAUAUAUAUUUUUUUUUGUUUAAUGACCUCAUUAAAAUAUUUAUAAUCUUGACAUUUAAUAAACCUAGGAGUAUGACAUUUUACAUCAAAAAAAAAAUAAUACUUUUUUUAAACUAA